UGGGAGGACUGGGUGGUCUCCUUCAGGCAGGUGGUCCUCCAGGCUCCUCCCCUUCCCCAGAAAACAGAAGGUUUGAAUCUCUGAAACCUUGGGCCAUUUGCUGGCGUUCACGUGGGAAUGCGAAUCAGCCACCCUUGCAUAUCCACCACCUGUGAGUCCCUGCAGAGCCACUUUUUCUCUAUAUAUCACUUCUUUCCCUUGGGAUAGAGCAAAGUGAGCAAAGACCAGUCCAGAGUUGAAGCCCUGCGAUGCACUCUUCGUGUUUCGCGUGCAGAAAGUGAAUGAGGUUUUCUCGGUAUCCAACCUAUAUAACAACUGGCAGUCGCACAAGGCAAUGCAGGUUGAGCUGGAGUCGUUGGCCCAGCUGGGUCUCUGCAUCGAAGCCAUGGAGGACGGAGAAGAGGGGCAAAACGGAGGCAGGCAGGCGCUGUGCCUUGCCCAGCUUGGAGAGCCUCCGAAUUGGACGGCAUUGGGACAGCUGAGGCUGGAAGAUGAGGAAAGAUUGGCCCAGAGCUGGGAAGUCCAGUGGCACGAUGCCCCGAAGGAUGUCCCUCAGUGGGAGAUCCCGGAGAUGCCCAAAACCAUGCGUUGGGAAGUGUCCAAGUCUGCCUUGGUGCCUUCCGAAGUGGCCUCCGAUUUCAGCCCGGCCUCUCAAGCCGAGGCAGCCGUUAUACUAUCACCAGGAGCCCCAGAGGUAUUACAUGGACCGGACUCUGGAGAUGGACGAGGGACAGACACAGAGAUCCCGAGCGAGGACACGGCCAGCGCAGAAGUGCGGCGCCAGUGCUUCCGGCUGUUCCGUUACAAAGAGGAAGAGGGGCCCCGAGAGGUUUGCGGACAGCUCCACAACCUCUGCUGCCGGUGGCUCACCCCGGAGACCUGCACCAAGGAGCAGAUUCUGGACCAGCUCAUCCUGGAGCAGUUCCUUGCCAUCCUCCCGCUGGAGAUGCAGAGCUGGGUCAGGGAAGCCAGUCCUGAGUCCUGCCACCAAGCGGUGGCCCUGGCCGAGGACUUCCUUCAGGGGCAGCAAGGGGCCAAAGGAUGGGAAGCACAGGAACUGCCAACACCUGCUGAAGUAUCUGUGAGCUUUUCUGCAACAGACGAGGCUGCUUCUGAGCUCUACCCGGAGAUCAAGCAGGAGGUGGAUCAUGGGAAUGGUCCUCGCUCGCUCGGAAGUGAUGAGUUGCUGGUUGAAUAUGAUACGGCAAGGGGAGAGCUGGAAGUCAACAUCAUGAAUACGGUUGAAGCGGAAACUCAUGUAGAGCCAAUCCAGAUGGAAAACUGGAACAAAACAGUGCCUGAUGAUACUUGGGAGGAGCGCCUUGAAAUCACACUCCCACAACCGGAGAUGCAAACGAAUAAUGUCUAUACUGAUAUCAGGAAAGGCCUGAGCCAGACGUCCAACCUCAGGAGACAUCAGAUAAACCACACAGGGCCCAAGCUGCAUAUCUGCACAAUGUGUGGGCACAGCUUCACGCGGAGAGCCAACCUCUUUCGGCACCAGCAGCUCCACACUGGGCUGAAGCUGCACCUGUGCGCUGUCUGCAACCGGAGCUUCACCAGGAGGGAGAAUCUUGUGAGACACCUGAGGACCCACACAGCAUGCGGCAAGUGUACCAUUCAGAACAAAGAGGGUCUACUUCAAGUGACACUGGAAGGGACGGAAGCGUCCGAGAAAGAGAACCGAGGCGAACAAAAGCUGGAAGAACCUUCAGGGAUCUGGAAAUCGAAACCCGUAAUGCACCAAGAGGGCAGUGCCAGCUUUGACUUCACUGUCCCCCAAACGGGGCACCAAGGAGAGACAGGGACGAAUGUGUGCCCCGUUUGCGGGAAGAGCUUCACCCGCAGGACGACCCUCAACAGGCACAGGCGAACGGUGCACACAAGUGAAGGCCUGAAUAAAUGCACCGACUGUGGGAAAAUCCUAGGCCAGGUGGCACCGGCAGGAGGGAAGCCCUGUCGUUGUGCCAAGUGCGAUGAGAGAAACAGCCUGAACCUGAGCUUGCGGAACUACAAGAGGAGCCACAAAGGGAAAAAGAAGUUCAGGUGCCUGGACUGCGACCGGGGUUUUAGCUGCCAUUCACACCUCCUCCGGCACAUGAGGAUCCACACAGGAGAGAAGCCGUACGUCUGCUCGGCCUGUGGGAAGACCUUCCGCCAGACGGCGCAUCUGGUGAAGCACCAGCGGAGCCACGGGGAGCAGGAAGGCUGCUUAGGCUGAGAGGCAGGAGAACAUCUCUCCGGGACUCCGUGCCAUAUUAUUACAAAGGGGAAAGGCCACCUAAAACAGAAGGGGGGGGACAUGAGGCCUGGCAUUGCUCUUUUUGGUGACUUCUCACAUCAUCUUGCUGCCUCCCCAAAAGGAUUCCGGUAGUGGAUGAUGGGAUACGCCUUUACCUGAGGCGCUUCCGGAAAGGAACAGAGCACAACAGACAGCAUUGCCCUGGACAGACAAAUGGUCUCACACACUUGAAGGUGUCUUUGUAUUUUCAAAGCAUCCUGUGUCACGCUAAAUACUACUGGCUUUCACUCCA
This is a messenger RNA of Anolis sagrei ordinatus, 2534 nucleotides long. RefSeq names its product zinc finger and SCAN domain-containing protein 31-like. Gene Ontology annotation, molecular function: DNA-binding transcription activator activity, RNA polymerase II-specific; RNA polymerase II cis-regulatory region sequence-specific DNA binding. Gene Ontology annotation, cellular component: nucleus. NCBI's taxonomy places the organism in Eukaryota, Metazoa, Chordata, Lepidosauria, Squamata, Anolidae. The record is from RefSeq and is a predicted model, not a curated record. Gene Ontology annotation, biological process: regulation of transcription by RNA polymerase II.